AUGCACUCCACCGCCUCCGGUCACAGCCCAGGAUAAUCAGAAUCCAUGCUCAGAGUCAUCUGAUCUUGCAAAAAUUAACGCAGCAUAGCUAAUAAUCCACCAGAAUUCAGAAACCGUAGUGGAUUUUAAAAGGCAGCUUUAUUUUUGUGCCUUGCAUUUGAGGCAGAUUAAAUAAAUUGAAAAGGCAAGGCUAUCAGGCCAUUAUUUGUAUUUUACAGCUGUCCAGUUAGAGCUGACAGACCCUCUUUGCGUGGCCUGUUGACUGAUUAAGAGGCACAGUAAGUCUCUGGGAAUCAUAAAUGAACAGGGUGGAGAGAGGAGAGAUUGUUUUAGAGAAAAAAAAAUCAAAGGCUGAUGGAGUAACUCACUAGAAAUAGUUGCACUUCUAGACACGACAAAGAUUAUCAAAAAAACUAACAAAGAAAAAAAAAUAUCCCCCAAACCACAGAAAGGAAACUAGAUGACCACAUUACAAUUUUGACGUGGGAAUCAGAACAGUGUUUGUUACUGUUCUACAUCAAAAAACUGGACUGAAUCUUCUUCAAGAUGAAGAAUAAGCAAAGCAGAAUGAAAGGUAACUGGCUUUUGGGUUUGAGUGUCAUCCUGUUAAUAGGUGGAGUUCAUGGAUGUCCUGACAAAUGCCUAUGCUAUACAGCUUCAAAGACUGCAGAUUGCAAGAAUAGAGGAUUUACUGACAUUCCUGCCCACUUACCUCCUGGAAUACAGAUACUACAGUUGCAGAAUAACCGUAUUUGGAGAAUCAACCAAAAUGCAUUCACUGGAACACCGUUGCUAAAAAUCUUAGACUUGUCUAAUAAUUCUCUUUCCAGUUUAGCACCAGGUGCUUUCCAAAAAUUAAGAUAUCUACAGGUUCUAAACCUAACCAGAAAUUUGAUUCAUUAUAUAGAAAACAAGACUUUCAGUUUCCUCCCGCACCUGAAAGAACUGGACUUGUCAUCCAAUAGCAUUAUACGUUUGCCUGAGACCUUUGGAAACAGCACAGGGAAUAUAACAUUGCUGUCUGUGAAGCAUAACAAACUUCAGAAAAUGGAAAGAGUUCUGCUGGAGUCACUUCCAAACUUGAAAGUGGUUCUUUUCAAAGAUAAUCCCUGGCAAUGUAAUUGUAAUGUCUUUGGCCUGAAACUGUGGCUGGAAAGCUUCUUAUACAGAGGAGGAAUAAGUGAUGGCAUUAUCUGCUCAUCACCAGGGAUCAGGAAGGGAAAGGACCUCCUCAAAGUUCCCUAUGAGCUGUUUGGGGCAUGCCCUUUAAUGACAGCUCACGUUCAUCGGGCUAGCAUCCACCACCACAGCUUUGAGCACAGAAGUUCCCCGAAGCACGCUCAUCACAACGAAUACGGAGAAAACAGCCGCUCCAACUGUGAACCCAAACCAAAGCCCAGGCCUGUUAGUUUGCGCCAUGCAAUCGCCACUGUAGUAAUAACUGGAGUUAUCUGUGGGAUUGUGUGUCUGAUGAUGUUGGCAGCUGCUGUUUAUGGUUGUGCCUAUGCUGCAAUUACUGCUAAAUAUCACAGAGAACAUUUGGCCCCGGUCAGACAGCAUGGGACUCCUGAGGAAAAAGAGCCAUUUGGUAGUUCCUUGGCUUGAAUUACUUCUGUCUUUGGCUUCUUGAAAAUAAAGCCCUCACUUCUGUUAUAAAGCCUGGAACCACAUUAGGAUUGAUUUAAUAGCAGUCACUCCUUUUGUGUGUUUGUUUGUCUUCUUUUUCAGAUUUUUUUUUUUAAUGUAAACUUAUAUAUUCUUUGGAAUAUAUAUUAAGACUUUAUGUAGAAGAAUGUAAGUUUGUCUAUAUUUUGUGUAAGUAAAUUCUGAAGCUGCUAUUUAAGGCUGUUUGAGAGAAUGAAAUCUUGAUGUAGCCACUUUAAAAUAUUCCAUUCUCCGUUACAAACUGUCAAUGUAAUAUUAGCACAGUGUAUGAGUUAUGCUGCAGCUACAGUCAGUAGCCAACAUGAGUGAACCUUCUGCAAAGCAAAAUACAAAAUAGCUACAAAUGACUGACCAUAUUUUAAGAUCUCAGAAUACCUGGUAUAUAUCCCAAAAUACAGGUCACAAUCACUUUUAGAACCUGCCAGUCUACACACUGCCAGUGAUAAAUAUGUCAAAACCAUUUCCAAAUACAUUUUUUGACCUUCCAAUCUGCCCUAGAAGACAAGAAUUAAACAUCACUGUUAUUUAACUUAGAAAAUAGGAAGUACCUUGUUAAUUAUCAAAUAUAAUUUUUAAAUUACUUAGUAGGGAAGAAGGAAGCGAGUUGAGAAAAUACUGAAGAAAGAAGAAAUGCUACAUUAUUUCAGAUACAAGAACUGAGACCAGCACAUACAGCAUAUAUGAAGAGACACUACCUGUUAUCCUGCUGGCACACAUGCUUGCUACAGACAUUUCUGAAGCUUCUUAUUCCCAAAUCCACACACAAGUGUUCUGUUUUGCAAACAUCAUGACUGCAGAUGCAGCUGCCAUCAUAGUGCUGCCCUUCAGUACGGAGCACAAUAGUUGCAUGUUCACAAAUUCUGUCCCACAGAGAGAACAUGCAGCUGGACUCAAGGGUCCACCCUAACUGUCUGCAGAGCAGUUUUGCCAUCAAACCAUUUGAGUAAUAUGAGUUCAGAACAGAAAGAAUAUUUCAAAUGUGCAGAAUUUUUUUUUUAAUAAUUCAUAGAAAUUAUUUUAAGGCAACCAACAGAGGUCAGCAACUCCAUCUACCUUUUCUAAGACCAGAUAAAAUACAUUUAGGUGAUAUGUGAGAGCUGUCAAAUGUGUUUUCUUAAUCUUUCCAGUCACAGGGUUAAAGACCUAUCUUGGUAGUUAAUACAGAAAUCAACAAUGAUUAUAAUUUAAGAGCUUUUCUGAGCAUCUAUCCUAAAGCUUUGGUAAAAAUCUUGCCAGUUAAUUCCAUUGAGCAGAAGACUUAAGGAGAAGGGCUGGGUAACAGUCUGCAAUAAGGGCAAAAGGAGGCUGUGUUGUGGCAUUUGGAGACCUCCCCUCUCCUUCCAACAGAUGGAUUCCAAGAUCAAGUUCUGUAGCUAUUCUAAUAACAGCCUCAACUGAGUAAUAGGCUAUAUGGCAGGAGUCAUAUAACCCUUGCUCUUAUCUACUUAGUAAUAAUUGCAACCUAAAUAUUAAAGCUCAUUCCUGCAGCUGCAGUUACUUUCAUGUCCAGAGAAAAUUAAGCAUCUCAGUCUUAAUCUAAAUCUAGCAGACAUUGAAAACAAUCAAUUACUGUCUGUCUUUUUUUUUUUUUUUAACUGCUAAAUACUUCAUAUUAUUAUUAGACUCUGUUCAUUCUUCUCUGUCCCGAACUAAAUAAACCAAGCUGUUUCAAAUUUUCCUGAAAGAAGGCCACACUCUCCAAACUUUAUUUUUACCUCCUGCAUUCCCUGGAACAUUUUCAGUUCUUCUACAUUUUGUUUAAAAUAUGGUACCCUAGACUGGGCACAUUACUUCUGCUGAGACAUCAUUGUAACAGAAUUUUUAGAAUAUUUAUACUCAGGCUCUUUAAAUCUGAUCUCUUGAUGAUGUAGCUCACAAGCAAGUUUGCUUUUUUUUUCCUUUUAAAGAUUCAGUAAAGCUUAAUGAAUAAUUAUUUUCAGAGCUAAGUCAUCUGAGUGUGUAGAUUUACAUCUUCUAGUCUUUUAUCUAUUUAUUGCAAUAAUAUUUUACAAAGCAAAACAUAGUUUUUCAGAUAGAGAAGACUAAAGUAAUACAGGAUAGGAUCUUAUUGCCCAUGGGCCAAAAAAAAUUGACACGACAAAUCAGUGCUUUUCUAUGGUGACAACCUAAAAUAAGCACACUUGUGCUCAAACUGCAGAUCCUAAGAUAAAAGCUAAUAAACCUCUGACCUCCAGAGAGAUUUCACCCACAGUGUUUCUAAUAGGCUCAGAUACAGCAAUGCUGCUUCUACCACAAAUAAGUUUACACUUCUGAUAUCUUCAAGCAAAGGAAAAACAAGAACUGACUUGGUAAUUCCUAGUCAGGAAUAACCAGAACACCUUCCUAGUCAUUAAAAAACAAUCCUAUCAACAAAACCCUUUCAGCCUUUUCUGACUGUAAAACCAAUUUUUAAAAAGAGAGAGAGAGGAAAGAGGUGAGGAAGAGGCAAUGAAGGGCACAACAACAUUUAAAGAAACUCUUUCCAAGUCAUAUUUAAGAUGUUUUGGGGAUUUUCAUGCACACAUAAGGCUAUAAAUUGAUAUGGAGUUCUGCCAGAAAGCAAAUAUUUCAUAUUUUCAUUAGUUCACUCUGCUAUGGGAGCAGAGCAAGCCUACCCAUGCAGAAUCUGAUUUAUACUUUCUAACUUCCUGUUUGCUAAAGAAAGGGGAAAAAAUACAAGAAAAACCACCAAAACAAUAAAA
This is a messenger RNA of Falco peregrinus (peregrine falcon), 4367 nucleotides long. RefSeq names its product leucine rich repeats and transmembrane domains 1 (gene LRTM1). Gene Ontology annotation, molecular function: protein binding. Gene Ontology annotation, cellular component: membrane. Lineage: Eukaryota; Metazoa; Chordata; Aves; Falconiformes; Falconidae. The record is from RefSeq and is a predicted model, not a curated record. Gene Ontology annotation, biological process: axonogenesis; regulation of presynapse assembly; positive regulation of synapse assembly. The transcript is spliced from 3 exons. The coding region runs from base 547 to 1605 and encodes 352 amino acids.